Messenger RNA from Mercurialis annua (annual mercury), 1005 nucleotides. Its product is annotated as small heat shock protein, chloroplastic-like. The transcript is spliced from 2 exons. The record is from RefSeq and is a predicted model, not a curated record. NCBI's taxonomy places the organism in Eukaryota, Viridiplantae, Streptophyta, Magnoliopsida, Malpighiales, Euphorbiaceae. The coding region runs from base 235 to 858 and encodes 207 amino acids.
AAAAUUCCACACUGUUCAACUUUUAGUUUGAAAAGAAAAUAGAAAUGUAUAGUAAAAAUCCAGAAAGAAUGGGAUAAUCUAGAGCCGAACCGAACUCAAUAGGUCUGGAACUUUCUGUCCCCUUCUCAAAACCUCUAUAAUAAUCCGUAUUUCUUUCCUAUAUAUCACCCAAAAUUUGCAUCAUUCGAACCCACCAUACAAUAAUCAAGAAUCAAGCUCAUACACCUAAAACAAAUGGCUUCAUCAGCUCUAAGAAGAGCCACCUCUUCAAAACUCUUCUCCAAGCUCAACCCUUUCCGCUCUACUUCCAGAGCAGCUGCUGCUCGAUCCUUUAGCACCGACACCCAGAUCACCCACACUGGCAACGAUGAUCUCGGUACUGUCAACGUCGACCGUCGCACCUCCGCUGAUCGCGGCCUCUCUCGCCGCCGUGACACAUCUCCAACCUUCUUCCCCUUCGAUGUGAUCGACCCUUUUUCACCGACAAGAACACUCGGCCAAGUGUUUAACAUGAUGGACCAGUUGAUGGACUUCCCGCUAUCGCCCCGCGGCGGCGGGAGAGGGUGGGACGUGAAAGAGGACGAGAAAGCUUUGUAUUUGAAGAUGGAAAUGCCUGGCUUAAGCAAAGAGGACGUGAAAAUUAACGUGGAAGGUGAUACUCUGGUUAUAAAAGGUGAAGGGCCGGGUGAAGAAGAAGAUGGCGGCGGAAGGAAAUACAGCAGUAGGCUUCAGUUGAGCUUAAAUGGUUACAAGUUGGAUGAGAUUAAAGCUGAAAUGAAGAAUGGUGUUCUGAAAAUUGUUGUGCUUAAGGUUUCAGAGGAUGAGAAAAAGGAUGUUGUUGAGGUUCCAAUUGAGUAGAAUUGUUGAUAGCUGAAUAUGAACUAUUUUUAUAGAUUAGUGAAAAAUAGUUUAAGUGUGUUGGUUUCGAUUGUUGUUAUGAUGUGUGUAAUAUUGUUGAUUUAAGAGGUUCUUUUUUAAAUGGAGUUACAGAGAUAGUUUUGUAUA